Acanthoscelides obtectus is the source of this 207-nucleotide messenger RNA. The record is from the annotation of a GenBank genome assembly. NCBI's taxonomy places the organism in Eukaryota, Metazoa, Arthropoda, Insecta, Coleoptera, Chrysomelidae.
AUGCGAAGCCUGCCUGGAGACAGUGAUUUGGUUGGUGAAGCCAAGUUUCUGGGGGUUACUUUGGAUCCAAGAUUGCAAUGGGGCCUUCACAUUGACAGUGUUCCUGGAAAGGCCACCAAAGGUAUAUAUAAUGGCUUACUUUGCCAUUUGCCAUUCACAUAUAUCCUACGCCAUUCUGGCUUGGGGGCUUUCUUCAGGGGUCCAUAG